AUGAAAAGCAUCACUUUGUGCCACUGCCACUGCCACUGCCUACUGCCACUGCCACUGCCUUCUCGAACUAAUUCAACCAAACAGCCAAAGCCCAACUACCUGCCCACCCAAGCCCAGCUGUUAGUGCUUUGGAUCAUGGUGUUGUUCAUCCUGUUUGCAGCCGUCGCACUUUCACUGUUGGAAGAUGCGUCUCAGAGAGAAGCAGGAGGUGCAGGAGAUGUAGGAGGUGCAGGAGGUGCAGGAGAUGCAGGAGGUGCAGGAGGUGCACUAGGAGGGGACAGAGCAGUACUAGCAGCAGGAGAUGUAGGACGUGUAGGAGGUGUAGGAGGUGUAGGAGGUGCACUAAGAGGGCACAGAGCAGUACUAGCAGCAGGAGAUGCUCCACUGAUGGUAAACUACGCUCUUCUGUCACAGCAGGCCACAGUUCUCCGAUCUCGCUCUAGCCCCACCUACUUUCGACACGGUGUAUUGGAGAUGAUCCAGUGGCUGUUGUGCUCCAAACAUCUCUUUGUGCUGCGCCCUGAUUCCCCCCUGAUCCCCGGCUACUGCUGGCCCUUCGCUGGAGACAAAGGACACCUUCACAUCCAACUGGCCCAGAACAUCCAAAUUACCCACGUGACACUGGGGCACAUCACCAAGACCCAAUCGCCAACCGGGGAGACCACAUCGGCACCCAAGCACUUCGCUGUCUACGGGAAGAUGACGUUGGAUGGAACGGAGCAACUACUCGGACGAUUUUUCUACGACACGGGGGAACCGGGUUUCCAAACGUUUGCGAUUUCAGGAGGGAAAGGUGUAUCUUUUAAACAUGUACGACUGCAGGUGGAGUCCAACUGGGGCAACACGGAAUACACCUGUCUGUACAAUUUUAAGGUGCACGGAACACCUGCGCCCCCUGUCGGCCAAGUCACGCCCCCUCAACAAGGACAGUGUCAUUGA
Messenger RNA from Boleophthalmus pectinirostris (great blue-spotted mudskipper), 939 nucleotides. Its product is annotated as SUN domain-containing protein 3-like. NCBI's taxonomy places the organism in Eukaryota, Metazoa, Chordata, Actinopteri, Gobiiformes, Gobiidae. Bases 1 to 939 code for a protein of 312 amino acids. The transcript is spliced from 4 exons. Gene Ontology annotation, molecular function: protein-membrane adaptor activity. Gene Ontology annotation, cellular component: nuclear envelope; meiotic nuclear membrane microtubule tethering complex. The record is from RefSeq and is a predicted model, not a curated record. Gene Ontology annotation, biological process: nuclear envelope organization.